AUGUGGAAAGAUGACCAAAGGAUACUAGAAACAAAUGUUAGAGGUGUCCAGACUGAACAAACAAAAUCAACUACCGAUAAACAGAUUCAGAAGGACAUUAUCCAGAGUAAGGAAAGUCAGGCAGAACAUUGGGUUGAAAUGAAAUCAAUUGCAUCUGAGGCCGUCAAGUCCACAAAGGAGGUGGAUAGCAGAUGCAGUCUUGUGCUACCAGAGGAAAAGGUGGAAAUGGCAGUUGCAUCAUGCCAGACAUUGCAUGCAACCAGUGUUGAUUCAAGUUGCGCCGACGAAAAGACUCAUAUAAGCUAUCAAAAUGCCAACAUUCAGACUAUUUCAAAGGAGUUGGUAGGAAAAAAAUUACAAGUUAGCAUGGAAGCAGAGUGUGAGGCAGCCCAAACACAGACUGAGGCAAUUCAGAAGAUAGUCGAUACAGAAGAGGAGUUUUGUGUAAUAGUGAGAAAGGCAGGAGAUAGUAAUGAGGAGAUUCAAGUAGAUUUGAGGGUGUCGACAGUCGAGAGUCAAACACAGAUAGGGACGGUGCAGAAGAACGUCGGGGCACAAAUCGAGCAUUUAAUUGAAACAAAAUCAAUUGGCCAACAAAGUGUCAAAACCACAAAAGAAGUGGACGCGACAUGCAGUCUUUUGCUUGAACCUGAACCGAUAGUGAUUUAUGAAAAGGAAGCAGUACAAUUGGCUCCACCUACAAUCAUCACCUCUUCCGCUACGAGUCAGACUUUGCAUGUCGAGCAUGUAAACUCAAGUUGCGAGGCAAUUCAACCUCAAAAAGAUUAUCAAAAUGUCGACAUUCAGACGUUAUCAACACAGCUGAUUGGCAAAAAGCUUCAGGCUGACCUAAAACCGGACUGUGAAGUUACGCAGACACAGACAGAAUCAAGGCCGAAGUUGGUAGAUGCAAAGGCCCAGCAUGAUACCAUUCCGACAAAGGCAGAGACAACCAGUUUGGCGAUCCAGACGGACACAAAGCUACCAACGCUUGAAGUUUAUACCCAAGUGGAGAAGGAACUAAAGCAUUCUUGGUCUCAGGCUGAAUAUGGUGUAGAAACAAGGUCGGUUGCCUUGCAGCCAAUUAAGAAUACGAAGGAUGUGGAUGUUGAAUGCGAUAUCAUGUUAAAGGCUGAAACGUUGAUUAGCAUCAAAGAUGAGUUGAUAUGCUCAACCUUUCCCCCAACAGAAAUGUCAACUAAAACUUCUCAGACAAUGUACCCUACUCAUGUUGAUUCGGUUUGCGAAAGUAUCAAGCCUCAAAUCAGCUCUCAGAAUGUCGACAUCCAGACGCUAUCAACGCAGCUCAUUGGCAAAAAGCUUCAGGUUGACCUAAAACCGGAAUGUGAAGUUACGCAGACACAGACAGAUGCAAUGCCGAAGUUGGUAGAUGCAAAGUCUCAGCUUGAUACCACUCCGAAAAAGGCAGAUACAACCAGUUUGGCGAUCCAGACAGACUUAAAGCCACACACGCUUGAAGUUCAGACCCAAGUGGGGGAGCAGCUGACGCAUUUUGGGUCUCAUGCUGAGUAUGCCGUCGAAACUAAGUCAGUUGCCUUGCAGUCAUUCAAGGCCACGAAGGAAGUGGAUGCCACGUGCAGUCUCAUCCUUGAGACCGAACCCGUUUUGGAGGUUGAGAAAACGAUAGUUCAAGCUCCACCUGCCAUAGAAACCGCACCCGCUAGCUGCCAGACAAGGCGUGUCAUUAACGUUGACUCAGCAUGUGAAGCAAUCAAAGCUCAAAUUUCUUCUCAAAGCUCAGAAAUUCAGACUACCUCAGUGCCACUUUGUGAGAAGAAAUUACAGGUCGACUUUCAGGUCCCUUGCGAGAUUGCACAAACACAGGCAGGCAUAGAACAUAAGGUGACUGAUGCCCAUAUCCAACUUGAUCUCCUGCCCCCAAAACUAAAAACAUCUAGUAUAGGCCUACAGGCGGAAUUAAAGCCAACUCUUCUCGAAUCACAGACCCAAUGUGGUAUUAUUGCAAAGCAUUCGGGGUCCCAAACAGACUAUCCCGUUGAAAUGAAGGUGGCUGCGUUGCAAUCAGUUGCUCCUACAAAUGGGGUCGUUGCAGAAUGUAGUUACUUGCUCGUUCCUGAACCAGCCCCACCUUCAGUUGAAACCUGUACUGAAACGUGUCAAACCCUUGAAAAAAUUUUCAUAGAUUCUUUCUGUCAACAAGAAAUACCUCGGAUAAUCACCAAGGCUUCAGAAAUUCAGACUGUUCCAACCCAAUCAAUUGGAAAGAAAUUGCAAGUUAAUCUUUUCCCUGCCAGUGCAAACGUUUCUGCUCAGGCUGAUCUACAGGUGAAGAAAUCGACAUCAAUCGCAACAGUGCAAACUAUCGAAAUUAUAACGCUGGGCAAGAAAUUGCAAGUUAAUAUUCUACCUUUGUGCCAGGACUCUCAAACACAAACGACUAUGAUCUGUAGCAGUGUCGGAACUCAAUUUGAAUCAAAGCUUCAAAAGGUAGAAACUAUAAAUAAACUGAUUCAGGCUAGCAGGAUUAAAUCGUCAACUGAUCACCAGGCUCAAUACGAAUUAGAAACUCGUCACGUAGAUGUUCAAGGUGACAUUUUUCCCGAAGUUGUACACACAGCCAUACAGGCCUCAAGGUUUGUCAAAGAGGUCGACGCUGCCUGUUCAAUGCUGGAGCCUGUCGUCACCGUCAAGAAAGAAGCCAUUCAACAAAAACUAGCACCAGUAGAGCUCAUAGAAGCAAGUUGCCAAUCAGAAGUGGUAGUACUUGGAGAUGCAUUUAGCCAAAGUGUCUUGCUCCAUGUAGAGAAGUCAGCAAAAGGGCUGCAGGUUGAAGUAACCCCAAAAUCUGUCAGCACUACUUCACAGACUGAAACUGAAAAACAAAUAGAAAGAAAAAUAGCAUCUACACAGACGACGGAGAUAGAAAUGUUAGGAAAGAAGUUGCAGGUGAAAUUAGUCCCAUUUAGCGAAGUAAUGGAAACACAAACUGAGAAAAGACAGGAAAUAAAGGAUACAUAUGCUGAAUUUAAGGCUUCACUAAAAAAUAUAACAACUAUAAAUACAUCAAUUCAGGUGUCGCAAUUGCAAACAUCGGUUGAGAUGCAAACUCAAAGUGACCUCACUCUAAGAAAUAUAGAAAGUAAAGUUGAGCAUUCAAUUGAAACAAAAUCAAUUGGCCAACAAAGUGUCAAAACCACAAAAGAAGUAGACGCGACAUGCAGUCUUUUGCUUGAACCUGAACCGAUAGUGAUUUAUGAAAAGGAAGCAGUACAAUUGGCUCCACCUAGAAUCAUCACCUCUUCCGCUACGUGUCAGACUUUGCGUGUCGAGCAUGUAAACUCAAGUUGCGAGGCAAUUCAACCUCAAAAAAAUUAUCAAAAUGUCGACAUUCAGACGUUAUCAACGCAGCUGAUUGGCAAAAAGCUUCAGGCUGACCUAAAACCGGACUGUGAAGUUACGCAGACACAGACAGAU
Protopolystoma xenopodis is the source of this 3456-nucleotide messenger RNA. The record is from the annotation of a GenBank genome assembly. NCBI's taxonomy places the organism in Eukaryota, Metazoa, Platyhelminthes, Monogenea, Polystomatidea, Polystomatidae.